Dalotia coriaria is the source of this 1833-nucleotide messenger RNA. RefSeq names its product RAS oncogene family member Rab11 (gene Rab11). The record is from RefSeq and is a predicted model, not a curated record. Gene Ontology annotation, biological process: exocytosis. The coding region runs from base 523 to 1170 and encodes 215 amino acids. Gene Ontology annotation, cellular component: Golgi apparatus; recycling endosome. Lineage: Eukaryota; Metazoa; Arthropoda; Insecta; Coleoptera; Staphylinidae. The transcript has 4 exons. Gene Ontology annotation, molecular function: GTPase activity; GTP binding.
GUCCCGUAACAGAAAGGCGUCCGCAGGCGUCGCCAUUUUGUCGUGUCGGGUUUAUUUGUGCGCCAGGCCAACCAGGCGAUAAACGGCGAUUAGAUUGAGAAGUUUCGAAGCGCACGCGAUCCUCGUACGAAAACACCUAUCGCCGUCAGCGAGUCCAGCGAUCGGCCGAUGUGUCUGUGAUAUGUCCAAUUGAAACGCAAUUACUACCAUUGUGUUCGCACCGAGCGAACUCGAAUCCUAAUCGCAAUCGCACUCGCGUAGUGCCAGUGUGCCAGUGCGUAGUGCUUGCUGUGUGUGAUGCUGGCGUAAGCAAAACCGAGACAAACGACGAGAUUCGUGACUCCAGCAGGUUCCUCGCCGAGUGCGUCGUCGUGUCGCACGAUCCGGUUCCCCACCGAAAGGAGAGGCCAGCAGCGGCUUCGACUCGUCAUCUCUAAUUGAACACACAACCACAAGCGUACGCAAGUGUGAUUUCAAGCGGCGUCAAUUUCGGCACUUCGGCGUUUUCCAAACGGCAGCGAGAUGAGUUCCAGAGACGACGAGUAUGAUUACCUGUUCAAAGUGGUGCUGAUUGGAGAUUCCGGUGUGGGCAAGAGUAACCUCCUGUCGAGAUUCACUAGGAAUGAAUUCAAUUUGGAAUCGAAGUCAACGAUUGGCGUCGAGUUCGCGACGCGUAGCAUACAGGUUGAUGGCAAGACAAUAAAAGCACAAAUAUGGGACACGGCUGGUCAGGAGCGGUAUCGAGCGAUCACGGCGGCGUAUUAUCGUGGUGCAGUCGGCGCAUUGUUGGUGUACGACAUCGCCAAGCAUUUGACCUACGAGAAUGUCGAGCGCUGGCUGCGCGAGCUGCGUGAUCACGCCGACCAGAACAUUGUCAUUAUGUUGGUCGGAAACAAGUCUGAUUUGCGUCAUCUGCGCGCUGUCCUCACCGAGGAGGCGAAGGUGUUUGCCGAGCGCAAUGGACUCAGCUUCAUUGAGACCUCAGCGCUGGAUUCCACCAAUGUUGAUAAUGCUUUUCAAAAUAUACUCACAGAGAUAUAUAGAAUUGUUUCGCAAAAGCAAAUUCGUGAUCCACCAGAAGGUGAUACAAUCCGACCACACAACGUAGAGCAAAUAGAUGUGAAACCGACGAUGGGUAGCGAUAGUGUGCGCAAGCAGUGCUGUCAGUAAUGUAAUGUGAAUAAGUAUAUUUAUUAUUAUUACAAUUAUCAGCAAAAACAACAACCUACCAACAGCAGAGGGCGACUUUGAACCUCGCCGCACAUAACGCAGGUUUAGUACAAUUCUCGGCAACCGUCUGUCUAGCAACUUCAGCAGGACCAGUGAAAAAUUAACUUAAAAUUUCCAUUUCAAUCAAAAGAAGCAAGCAAAGCAUAAACAAAAAUAACUAGUUACAUGAGAAGAGCAUUGCCUAACAAAACAAUAUUGGAACUAUGUGUGUAUUAUACUUCUAUUUUAGACACGUCUUCAAGCUUUAAGUUUUACAUAUAUUGUUGAGGUUAUAGUUUUGCGCCGUGGACAUCCAUCGUCUUGAUUGAUGCUCUGACAAAUUGUUGAUAUUGUUUUGCAAUCACACAUGCACUCUUCAACUUGAUCAUCAACCAUCCGGAGAAGGCUCAUUUCUUUGGCAUGCCGUUUGCAGAAACAUUCUAAUUUUUUGCUUAAAAUAUUUGAUUAUGAACGUUUUCAAACUAAAAAUUGUUUUUCUAUGUUUAUUAUAAUAUUGUAGGAGGUACUAUUAUUAUUAUACCAUAUAAAGUAAAUAUUAUAAAUACAUUUAUCAUAUUAUAUUUACAUGCAUAGUUGAGAUUGUAAUAGAUUGAUCAAUUAUUA